AGACAGAAAUCUUUAAUAAAUAAAUAAAUAAACAAGCAAACAAACUUGAACCACAAAGGACAAAACCAACCCACUUGCAGGAAUGUAUGAGUCAGGCACUAGCACGUUGAAUUUUCAGCCCACACUAAGAUCAAUCCAUCAGUUCUACUCAGCUAUUGCCCUUGUCUUGUCAUGUACUGUAGUCUAGGGAGGAAGUUUCUAGUUGGCUUGGUAUUCAGUAGUGUCUACAACCGUCAGCUUGCACUUGCUAGGCACAAGUGUUCUCCCAAAGCAGCACAGAAGGUCUCUGCAGACCAGCAGAGGCUGCUUGUCUGCUGCAUAGCUAAGAAUCUAAACUGCUACAGUGGAGCCGCCCUCUGGCUGAGGCUGACAGUCUGCUCUUUAGCAAGAGAGAGACUGAAAUGUGUUGAAGUGGAGUACAGUAACUUGAUACCAUGAAGGAUCCCCUCAGCCAGUCUGGCUUUGAAACCUGAGGCACUUGAGAUAAUUUUUAGAUGUCUGCAAUGUUACCAGGUGAGUGCUGAUAAAACUGAAGCUCAGCGCCAGCUUCCUGUCACCAUGUAGUAAAAUCAAGUGGAGAGAGAAGUGAGGACCUGGGGAUCGGCUGUGUGUGUAGUUAAGUGCUGGGUGUUCAUCUGUGUCACCGGAUCCCUAGAGUUCAGGAUCGUGUUAGGUUUUUGUCAGCACUCUCCAGCAUGGCACAGGGACAGUGUUCCCAGAACUUAGGUUAGAAAAGGGACAUUUCCCACAGAGCUCUUAGAGUUUUUUGGACUAGCCCAGAGCCUAGGUCAUUUGUAAUAAUCUUUAGCUAUUGAACCAGUCUCUUAAAUUAAAAUAGGGGAAAUUGUUUUGAACCCUUUCCAUCUCCUCCUCACCCUCCCUUGGUAGUGUCCUACUGUGUUUUUGACUAUGUGCUUCUCUUUCUUAUACACUUAUCCCCACAUACUCUGUUCCAAAAGUACCUACCUUCCUUAAACCCCAAAGUCCUUAUUCCAUGUAACAUGAGAAUGGAAACACUUGGGUUGAAUUAAUUUAUAUUAAGAUACAGGUGUCUCACCUCAGCAUCUAGUAUAUCAGAGGCAUUUGUGUGAUGGCAUGAAGUAAUUUCAUUGAGUCUAGCUGUGAGGGGCCUUAGGGUUCUUCUGGGGAAUUGACUUAAGGUCAGGGCAAACUUCAAAAGAUUUUAAGCCUGGGCUAAUCAGAUAACAUUCAUGGAAGUUCUGAGCCUUUGGCUUUAACUUCAAUACCAAGUGAGUCCCAAGCCUUUCCUGAUGUCACUUAAUCAUCCACCCUCCCACCUCCUGGCCACUUUGACAGUCUCCUGACAUGAAUGUUCUUCCAUAUUCUUGCCUUCUUUAUCACAUUGUUGUCUGCCCAGUCACAGGAAUGUGAGGUGCAGGAGAACAGGAAGCCAGCCUGCAAGCUCACCUCCCACCAUCAGCACCUCUGUGAUGCACAGUGUGCAGCGGGCUCACAAACACUCGGGAGAGGAAGAGAGAAGGAAGAUGUGUACUUGCCAGAUCAAUUGCAGGAUGGAGGGACUGCUACAUUACAUCAACCCAGCACAUGCCAUCUCUCUGCUCAGCGCCCUCAAUGAGGAGCGCCUUAAGGGACAGCUAUGUGAUGUACUCCUGAUUGUUGGGGACCAGAAGUUCCGAGCUCAUAAGAACGUCUUGGCUGCCAGCAGUGAGUACUUCCAGAGUUUAUUCACGAAUAAGGAGAACGAGGCACAGACUGUCUUUCAGCUGGACUUCUGUGAGCCUGAUGCUUUUGACAACGUUCUGAACUACAUUUACUCUUCCUCCCUUUUUGUGGAGAAGGGCAGCCUUGCUGCUGUGCAGGAACUGGGGUAUAGCCUUGGUAUCUCCUUCCUGACCAACAUCGUUGCCAAAGCCCCUCAGGCUCCUUUUCCAGCCUGUCCCAACAGGAAAAGAGUUCCGGUGGAAGAUGACGAGACCAGCUCUCAAAAGCGAAGUGUCAUCGUGUGUCAGGGCAGAAGCGAAGUGCCAGGGAAAGCCAGUGGUCCAGCUGUGCAGGACCUCAGCCAUGCUGCCCUGGCGUCCCCGAGUGGUGCAGUCAAGACCAGCACCAGUAAGCCACAUGUGGCCAAGCCGCCAGAGCAGCUUCACAGCCUGUCCUUAAAUGAAAAGAGUUGGCCGAAGGAUAGUGCUGCAGUAUAUGCAAAGUCUGUGGAACAACCUGGGGCUUUGGAUGAUCCUAACAGGGGUAGUUUGGUUAAGAGAAACGCAGUCCUACCCUCAAAGCCUUCACAAGAUAGGGAGGCCAUGGAUGAUAAACCAGGAGUGAGCAGCCAGCUUCCCAAGGGGAAAGCUAUAGAGCUGGCUCUGAAGAGACCACGGCCACCUGUUCUGUCUCUUCGUAGCUCAUCAGAGACUCCAUAUCUCUUAAAAGAGACUAGCAAAGGAGGCAGUCAGGGGGAGGAUAGGAACUUGCUCUACUACUCUAAGCUAGGCCUGGUGGUCCCAUCCAGUGGGCCCGCCUCUGCAAACCAGAGCAUUGACAGAAGUGGCCCGCUAGUGAAAAGCCUCCUCAGGCGGUCACUGUCUAUGGACAGCCAGGUGCCUGUCUACUCCCCCUCCAUAGAUUUGAAGUCGUCCCAGGGAUCAUCCACAGCAGCAAAUGAGGCACCAGGCAGUGUGUUCUGUGCAGUGUCUCAACAGUCCUCUUUAAAAGAUGGCAGUGACAAAAAAACCCUGGAUGACAGGCCUCAAGUGCUCCAGCCUCAUCGCCUCAGGUCCUUCAGUGCGUCUCAGUCAACGGACAGGGAGGGGACCUCCCCUGUGACUGAGGUGCGCAUUAAGACUGAGCCUAGCAGCCCUCUGUCGGACCCCUCAGACAUCAUCCGGGUCACCGUGGGAGAUGCAGCAACAACUACGAGAGACCUGCCCCUCAAAACAGAGGAAGACCAGAGGGACAUUAGCAGACUCCCAGCAAAAAGAAGGUUCCAGACAGACAGAAGGUCGCCCUUGAAGAAAACAAGGGCAAAUGAGCAUGGGCCUUCUGUCUCAGAAGAGAACUGUGAGGAGGGCAGGAGCCCUCCUUCCCUUGACAGCAACUUCCCAGAUUCUGAAUUAAACAGAGAGGAGUUUGAGCAAGGCAACCACGAGCGCUUGUGCCGGAAUGCCACCGUUUGCCCUUUCUGCAGCCUCAGGUUCUUCUCCCCAGCGCUGAAGCAGGAGCAUGAAGACAGGUGUGAGUACAAAAAGCUGACCUGCCUGGAGUGCAUGCGCACCUUCAAGUCUUCCUUCAGCAUCUGGCGGCACCAGGUGGAAGUGCACAACCAGAACAACAUGGCUUUAGCAGAGAACAUUUCCCUGCCUACCCUGGACCACAAUGGUGAAGUGGCAGCUGCUUCCAGGCCUCAGUCUGAGCCUAGCAAGGUAAACCAUGUGACUGCUCCAAAAGAGGACACAGUGUUUAGUGACUCUUCAGAGCAAGUGAACUUCGAUUCUGAGGAUUCCUCCUGCCUCCCUGAAGACUUGAGUCUUUCAAAGCAACUGAAAGUCCAAGUCAAAGAGGAGCCUGUGGAGGAGGCUGAGGAGGAGACUCCUGAGGCCAGUGCAGCUCCCAGGGAGGCUGGUCCCAGCAAGGAGGCUGGUCUGUGGCCCUGCGAGAAAUGCGGGAAGAUGUUCACGGCACACAAGCAGCUGGAACGACACCAGGAGCUGCUGUGUUCCGUGAAGCCCUUCAUCUGCCAUGUGUGCCACAAAGCCUUCCGUACCAACUUCCGGCUCUGGAGUCACUUCCAGUCCCACAUGUCUCAGGCCACAGAGGAGCCUGCACAGAAAGAGGCUGAGGUGUGUCCUGUGCCCACCAAUUCCCCCUCACCACCACCUCUGCCACCUCCACCGCCCUUGCCUAAGAUCCAGCCCCUGGAGCCCGACAGCCCCACAGGCCUUCCUGAGACUCCGACCCCUGCCACAGAGAAACUGUUUGCACCCCAGGAGUCAGACACCCUCUUCUACCACGCCCCUCCCCUUUCAGCAAUCACAUUUAAAAGACAGUUCAUGUGCAAACUCUGCCAUAGGACAUUCAAGACCGCUUUCAGUCUUUGGAGUCAUGAGCAGACACACAAUUAAAUGACCUACCCCUCUCACCUGUCACAGAACAGCAGCCCCUGGCUUUGUGAACUGUGUCCUAAGACAACUUUUUUUUUAAAAAAAUAAUAAAGGUUGGAAACUGUUAUGUUUGAAUUUAGAUUUGGGAUAAAUUGAUGUUGGCUAGGAAUGUUCUAACAACUUCAGAAACAAACUCUGAAAUAUUGUGCUUCUGGACCUCGGCCAGCAGGGCUUUGAUUCUGUUACUGUUGAAGUUGAGUUAAUGUUGCUGAAAUGCAUGGUUCCUCAUUCCAAGGCAUCGCUAUAAUCACUUGACUGAGGUUUUAGGGUUUUGUUUUCUGGGUAGUGGGAUACUAGGGUAUUGUUGGGUUUUUGGUUUGGGGUUUUUUAAUUUAUUAUUUUGGACACCUAAGUUUGAAGUAACCCUUAGCCAUGUUUGUAAGGCCAAAAACAUACAAGGAAGAAAGGGAGUUGUUUGCAGUAUUGAGUCAGAUUUUAGAAUACCUUAGCAAUAAGAAAAAAAACAAACCCCCAACUUUAAUAAAUUAUCCUGACACUUGAUAAAACAAAAAUUUGGUAUUUUGUGGUCCUAUGAAACUUUUUUAUGAAAAUUGUGAGAAUUUAAAUCAGCAAUAGUCACACUUAGUUUUUUUUUUUUUUAAUAAAAUAAGCUGUCAGUCACUUUGUAUAAUCAGUGAUGGUCACAUGCUAAGGAAGGCAAAGAAAUGGAAGCCUGACUGUGGAGUGCUCAGCAGUCAGCAGCAACAGAUUAGUGUAAAACCACUGGACUCUGGUGUGCCGUCUGCACCACAGCGGCUCACAGCUGGCGCUCUGGAACUGACAUGGUCUGUGCCAGCUUGAAACUCGGGUGUCGCUGGGGUAGGCGGUACUAUCAUGAGGUUAGCGCAGCACAGCCUGACCACAUCCUAGACCACCUUUCAUUCUAGGCCUUCCGAGAUUAGAGGAAGUGCCACGUUGUAGCUUCCGUGUGCUCUCCAAGAACUGUCUGCACAACAUACGCAUUUCUGCCUGUCUGAUGUGAGGACUUCUGUGGGAGUAUUGACGUGGAUAGCAGUGAGAAGUCACUCUCUGACAUGCGAAUGUGUAUUGAAACACUAGCAAAGGUCCAAAAUUAGUUUUUGCAACUUGAUUUGGUACUUAGGGUUUGAGCUUCUUUUUUUCUGUUCCGUGUAGGUUGUAAUUAAAACUCUCUCCAUAGGCGAUAUCCAAAGUUCAGUGGAGUAAUUCAAAAGGCAAACUUCUGAUUUCACUCCCUCGAGGGAGGAACACACCUGGAAAGAAAAUUAGGGGAGGAGAAAUUCCCUAUUCACUUUUGCUGUAUGCUGUCUUCACAUUUUCAAGGUGUGCUCUAGCAGAGACACCACCCGUCUGCUCACCAGCAUCCUACACCCAUGGUAGCAAACAUUUUUAUAAAAUAGUCAUUGACUUUAUAUACUCUAGAAGCUAUACGUGGAAUUUUGACCUUUAUCCUUUCACUUGAAAAGGCUAUUGAAAAUCCAUAAAUAUGUCUGCAUUUCCUAUUUCAUUCCUUAAAUUUUCAGGAAGGGGAAAUAAAAUUAGGUUGCAGUUACUGAUUCUUGCCAUCUGCUCUUUUGAACUAUGCAUUUUAAAGAUGAACUAAAAGUGUCCACCUUUAAUGAGUGAAGCUAGUGCCAGGCUAGGUAGCUGUCCAUUGAACUCAUUCCAUGUGGCGAGUGUCUGGUCUCUCCCUCUAAGCCCCUUGGAGUGUCACUUUUCUUAGGACCAUCUCCCUGCAUGGUCAUCUCCUGUGUAGCUACAGAGCGAUAAUCUCCAAUCCUGGCAUUGCUAGUACAGUGCCCCAGGACUUGAACCUAUGCUACAUUUUUGAAAAUUUAUAAAAUAACAUUGUUGUAAAAAAAAUAAAUAAAAAGUAUUUUUGAUCUAAAUGUAGGGUCUACAUAUCUGUUAGGUUUUACAAAUUACCAGUGUUUGUCACCUUUUUUGUUUAGAAUAAAACAUAAGAUUUCAAAUAAAAUUUUGAACCAAAAACAUUUAUAAUGCAGUUGUGGUUUUUCUAUUGCUUUUUAUACUGUAUCUUAAAGGACGUCAGACUGAAAGAGUUUAUUUUGGUGUCAAAAACUAUCCUUCCACUCAUGUAACUAUUUUAAAUGCUAAGAAACAAAAUAAUGAAAGAUGUUAAUCACUGUAUUCAGUAAACAGUUUUUUAGAGGAUGUUUAUUUCAGCCAGCAGGCAGAUAUUUGGUGUUCAAUAAAUAGGUCUUUCACCAUUGUAAAUCUUUAGAUAGUAAAGAUAUUCUUGUAAAUGUUUUUCUGAUUGUAAUUAAUUUUUGCAAGUAUGGAAAGCACAUUGUUUCUUGUAAUUAUUUAAGAUGCCUGCUUUUUAUGCAGUUGUGGAAAGAAUGUAAACUGUUUUAAUAUAUUCUUUGUUAACC
Alexandromys fortis (reed vole) is the source of this 6514-nucleotide messenger RNA. It is a transcript of the gene Zbtb21, whose product is annotated as zinc finger and BTB domain containing 21. The record is from RefSeq and is a predicted model, not a curated record. The transcript has 3 exons. Bases 1452 to 4100 code for a protein of 882 amino acids. Gene Ontology annotation, molecular function: DNA-binding transcription factor activity, RNA polymerase II-specific; protein binding. Lineage: Eukaryota; Metazoa; Chordata; Mammalia; Rodentia; Cricetidae. Gene Ontology annotation, cellular component: nucleus. Gene Ontology annotation, biological process: negative regulation of DNA-templated transcription; regulation of transcription by RNA polymerase II.